This is a messenger RNA of Acanthopagrus latus (yellowfin seabream), 6238 nucleotides long. It is a transcript of the gene aff1, whose product is annotated as AF4/FMR2 family, member 1. Gene Ontology annotation, cellular component: super elongation complex; nucleus. Gene Ontology annotation, biological process: regulation of gene expression. The transcript has 19 exons. Bases 290 to 3856 code for a protein of 1188 amino acids. NCBI's taxonomy places the organism in Eukaryota, Metazoa, Chordata, Actinopteri, Spariformes, Sparidae. The record is from RefSeq and is a predicted model, not a curated record.
UAUUUGCCUCGUAUUUACACUUGGAAUAAUAACACGACUGCUGUAGAGGUGUUUUUAGCCAUGUUCGUAGCGCGUUGUGUGUAUAAAGCAGAGCUCGGUCCCCGGAUAGAAUAGAGUAGAACAAUCCAGUAGGCAGAGAGAGUGGACAACCCAAACACGGACGGUUAGCAGACAACUAUCGUAUUAAACAACGGCGGCCUGACAGCCAUUUAAAUUAAACUAAUUAGCUCCACCGAUAAACAAUGUGACCCAGCGAGGAGGACACCGUGGUGAGGACUGUCAGAAACACAUGACAACCAACUUUGGUUGUUGUGAGAGGCGCACCAUGGCAUCUCAGCCGAGUGUAUACAAUGAAGAAAGGAACCUCCUUCGCCUCCGAGCAUGGGAACAGAGGAACCAAGAAACAAACCAACAAGCCAAAGAACUUAACCCUGAGAAUGUGCCACUUUUUGGCAAACCAUACAAGACAAACAAAGGGGAUGAGCUUUCCAAUCGAAUCAAGAGGAUGUUGGGCAGUUAUGAAGAUGUAAAUAAUCCUAAUCCCUUUGCCAUUGAGCCUUCACCCAUUCCUUCUUAUGUGACCUUCUCACAGUCGGAUCAGGGUCAGCCAGACACGGAUAAACCAACCAAACCGCCAUUCCAUAACCUGAUCCAUUACACGUCCACUCAGAGUCAGAAAGCCCCAUCUAGUAGCGGAUACUCCUCUCAGCCCCUGAGGACGUCUAACACCUCUUCUUCUCCAAACCAAUAUGGGAAUUCAUCUUUGAACCACAGUCAGCUCAGCCACUCAGCACAUCACCAAAAGAAAAGUGAAGCAGAUCUCAGGGAGCGUGUCAGUCUUACCCAGGAAAUGUCUUGUCAGGCUCCCGAUGUGAAGCCACCACUACCCUUCCUAGGUUCCAGUGACCAAGACAACACUGACAUGGACACUAAGGAGACAUUGGAUAGACGUCAGCUUCAAGGCUCAACAGAACGCCCCUCCGAGUGCACAGGCAACAUGGAUGUUUCCACAUUUAACCUAAAACAGUCCCCCAAAGAUACACCUCUGUCUCAAGCCAACAAGGGCAAUGUGUUACCUUCCCAGACGUUCCCUUCACUCCUGUCUAAGCAGCCCAGUGUAGUCAUGACCCAGAAGCCAACAGCAUAUGUGCGGCCCAUGGAUGGUCAGGACCAGGUGGUCAGUGAGUCUCCAGAGCUGAAGCCUUCACCAGAGCCAUACGUGCCUCUACCGGAAUUAAUCAACAAAUCUGACCUGGGCAAAGCAAAGAUGCUGCCACAGUUUUUAGAGUCGAGGACAAAUGAAGCUCAGUGUGUCGAGGACAUCUUGAGGGAAAUGACCCGCUCGUGUCCCCCUCUCCUGACAGCUAUAUGCACACCUAGCACAGGUGAACCCUCCAAGUCCCCGUUCCCAGCCAAGGAAGCAGAGAAUGCCUCUUCGUGUCCAGGACAAAAAAAAUAUGACGCAUCUCCUGCAGAUCCAUCCCAACUCCUCCAGCAGAGCACCUCAUCAUCAUUUAAAGAAGUACAUUCCAGAGGGGUUGAGUCUGCCAGCUCCAGCGACUCAGAGAGUAGCUCAAGAUCAGAGUCAGACAGUGAAAGCACCACAGAGGAGCCACCUCAGCACCCAGUGAGCAGUUCAGUCAAAACAGAGCCUGAUGCUCCAGCGGUGACUCAUGUUGACUGGCAGUUGGGGAACUGGAUCAGGUCCAGCCAGCAGAACUCCGGCACCGAAGGUCGAGGCGGUGCCUCUGAGAGCCCUGCUCACAAACAUCCACCGCCGACUCAGAGCUCCAAGCACUCCAGUGUAGAGGCGGUCGAUCCCACCAGGGAGUCUAAACCUCAGCUUUCUUCUCACCAGAAAGCGUAUACUGAUAGCCUUGGAAAGCCCCAGCAGUACAGUGAAAACCCUCAGGAUACCUUUAACCAGCAAAGAAGCCAAAAAUCCCCCUCUGCUGAUGUAAACAGCUGUAGCAGGAAAGUUUCAUGCACGUACUCCUCAGUAACAGCAAAUGCAGAUCGCCAGGAUCGCGCUGAUGCAGCUCUCAUUGUGAAGUGUGAGGAAGUCGUAGAAACACGACCCUCAGACCCGUGUUUCACAGACAGACCCAAGGUAAAGACGAAAACAGGGCAUGGCAAGAAAAGCAAGGACAGCAGUGACGCUAAAAGAGACAGUAAGAGGACUUCUAAACACACAACACUUGACAAGCGGAAGGCUGGCUCGGAGCCUGACGUCUCGCUUGCUCUGUACAGUUCGUGUACAACCUGUGGUGUGGGAUAUCCGAACCCCUGCUCCUGCCCCACCCAAAAUCCUGCUCAGCCUGAUCAGCAGUCUCCUGCACCGUCAGUCAGAAUCAGUUGUAGCAAACCAAAGUCAGAGAAGAGCACCAAAACAACCCACAAGCACCUGGGGAUGACCGGGCAUACAGCCAAGAGUUCUCGAGUCUCCCAUAGGCCUCCUAAGUCCCUGCUGGUGAAGAUUGAUCUAAGUCUGCUCUCAAGAGUCCCUCAGACCUCCUUCAACCGCCAGCAGAAACCCAGCGAUGCAAAGAGAACAGCACUGGUCAGAGAGCAAGAUGGAGGGGGCAGUGAUGCUUGUUCAACCCACAAACUCACCAAAACCAGCAAAAAGAGUAUACCUCAAAAUGUUGAGGUAGACAACAAAACUAUUCCCAAGAAGAAACCAAGGCUGGAAAACAAAAAUACCUCAUCAAGUCAAGCUUCUGUCAAACUGGAAAGUUCCAAGAGUUCAACAGAGGAGCGGGAGCGAAAGAAACCCAAGAAAAAUCCUGUUCCUCUGCAGCUGCAGCCUCCGACACCCAAAGGCACUAAAGACUCAAAGCCACAAAAACGCAAUUUUGUGGAGACCAGUAAAGAGACCAGUAAGGACACCAGUAAGGAGACCAGUAAGGAGGCUUCAAACAGCAAAGACUCUGGCAAGCACAAGAGGAGCAGUGGAAAGAACACAGAGCACCCACACUCUGAAAAGCAGAAGCCCCCAAAGAAAACCUUCGCCGUCCCAUCAGCUUCACAGCCGUCCAGGCAGACUUUGACCAACAGACCGUUGCUCAGAUUUGAGGAUAGGCAUUAUCCUGUGAAGCAUUACAUAAAGGAGGCCAAAAAACUGAAGCACAAAGCUGAUGCAGAGUCAGAUAAAUUCAGUAAAGCUUUUAACUACCUGGAUGCGGCCAUGUUCUUCGUUGAAAGUGGCAUUGCUAUGGAGAAAGAUCCACAGAUUUCCAUGUCUUCCUACACGAUGUUUGCAGAGACCGUUGAACUGCUCAAGUUUGUACUGAAACUUAAAAACACAGUGGACCCCUCUGCUCCAGCCUCAGAAAAGGACUUUUCAGCUUUAUGUUUGAAGUGCCAGUCUCUCCUGCAUAUGGCCAUGUUUCGCCACAAACAAAAAACUGCACUCAAGUAUUCAAAGACCCUCACUGAUCAUUUCAAUAACUCUGCUCCGAAAACAAACGAUUCCUCUGCCUUAUCAUCAAAAGUCGCAGACACCCCGUCCCCGAUGCCCAGCAUGCCGUCUCCAGCCAGCACAUCCAGCAGCUCAGGUCCUGGCUCCAGCCACAGUGGCAGCGUUUUGGUCACGGACCCCGUCAGCAGCACCGUGGUGGUUCCACGAGCCAUUGAGCAAGUGGCGUUCAGCUAUGUCAACAUCACCACAUUAUUCUUGAGCGCUAAUGAUAUCUGGGAGCAGGCGGAGGAGCUGGCACACAAAGGCAGUGGCAUGCUGACAGAGCUGGACACUGUUAUGGGCCCACUGAGCCUGACGUCGAGUAUGAGCUCCAUGGUCCAUUACACGAGACAGGGUGUCCACUGGCUGAGGAUGGACAGCCAAAAGGUGAAGUGACCAACAACCUGCUGCUCUUGCUGCUGCUGCUGCUGCUGCUGCUGCUGGAUGUCUGCAAACCCUCCGAGCUGCCUCUCAUCCCUGAGCUGCCCCUCAGGCUUGUGACAGUCGUCUUUAUCUUCACUUCACAUGAACGUUAACUCAUCUCAUGUUCUCGAGGACAUCACACUGAUUAUUGCACUUAUUUUUUAUUUUUUUCUCAUGUCCACGUUGGUGUUUCUCUCUCUCUCUCUCUGGCACUUUUAUGAACUUUGGUUACAUCUGUUGUAAUCCACCUAUUUUAUGAUUUGCACCUGCUUAGUACCUUCCUGUUCUUUUGUGAGCUGAUGUCGUGAAACAUUUGGGAAUCAGGGCUUUAUUCAGGAGUGACCUUAACUGAAAUUGGAUGAAAGUACAAAUAUAACCAAAAGUACUUUUAUUAGUGGCUCUAUGAUUUUUACACACAUGAUUGUGGAGCGAGUACUGACACAGGUCUUAUUUAUUAUCACAACGUUUGUUCAUCACUACACAAUUGUUUCUAUUUGAUUUUAUUUAAUUUAUCUUGAAAAGAAAUUCUUUUUUUUCCCCUGUGUCUGUCUUACUGCUCAGUUUGAUUUGGAUUCAGGGAUUUUGAAUUUUUUUAAAUUCUGCACUGUGUUUUCUUCUACAACUCACCCAUGAUAAGUCAGGUGUGCAUUUCACGCGGAGAUGAGGUAAUUUCUUGUGCUUUUUGUACACCUGACGGCAUCUAAUUUUUUACUUUUCAGGAAGUAGAGAUCAGGUGCAUAUGGGAAACUUGUUGCUGCCAAAAAAAAGCUUAGUAACAGUAAAACCAGAUCAGCAUUCAGUUUUCUAUUUUAGUGGUUCAGUUUUUCAGCUGAUUGUUACCAGAUUUAAAGUUCUGGUUGGAUUAAAAUGCACUUUUUGUGCAAAGACUAGUGCAGUUAAAGGAAAAAAUAAAACAAAAAAAUCAUGUGCCAAAAUGUCCCCACUGGUUAAAAUACAUGUUGAAUGUAGGUUAAAUUAUUUGGAUAAAUCAGGAUACAUUCAAGUCACAAAUCACGUUUGAAUAAUAAUAAGACACGGAGGCUCUUUGUGACCACGUAGAGUCUGUUGGCUGCAAUCUGUUCAUGUCGUUGUAUCAUUUCAAGGCAUUACCAUUUCGCUUUAGGUCUCACCUGUCUGCUCUUGUCUGAAUCAGAGCGAAUGAUGAUUGGAAACAGAUUACUGGAUUGUCACAUGGUUUCGUUGUGAUGGUUGCAGCUCAGGGUCGUGGCAGCAGCGAUGCGCUUCACAAGCAGCGACUUGUUCGCCAGAUUUUUAUUCUUGUCAUCCUGUUGGGGAAAAAAAAGCUCUUGUGCCUCCUCCUAAUGGAAAGUAAAUUAUUCAUCUUACUUAAAGAAGAUUCUUGUCUUGACUUCCUGCAAAAACAAAAGGGGGAAUAAUUUGACAUCCCUGACUUUCUGGUGGAUGUCGUGGUUCACACUGGCCGGUUUGAGUUACCUUUUAAGUAUAGUGGAACGACCACAGUUAUGAAACAACAGUAGUGUUCCCUUUAUUUGUUUUUGCACCAGUAAUCUGCUCUCCUCUGUGUUUCCCACACUUUUGUUGAGCAGCAAAUGUUGAGUUGCAAAAUGUUUACUAGAUCUGUGGGAGUAGAAUAAAUGGCCAAACUAUAGCUUAGUGAAGAAUGCACUUUUUGAGUAUUUGUAGUUAAUUUCAGUGUGUUUUUUGGACAAAAGACCACGUUCCCAAAGACCAGCAGGACUGUGCUUGUCUUGUUUAUUGUAACUUUGAUUCUAAGCAAUAAAGCACGGGUUUUGUUGGCUUUAGUGAGGUGUUGAUGUCACAGCUUCUUAUUGAUAAACACGGGGACACAAAAAAUAAUCAGUAUGAAAUGGUAAAAAGAAACAUUGCUUUAGAUUAGCAUUUGUGGGUUUUGGAAACGUUUCCCUUGUUGAUUCAGUUGGUGUGUCUGUGCAGUUACAUGAUAAAAGGGCUAAACAAGGAUCACAAAGUGUUCCUAACUUUAUUUUCACACACAAAUGAUGAUAUUUUUUUAAGUACGGAGCAAGAACACUGGUGCCGUGACUGAUUAUUUUUAUGUACAGGCUGCUAAAGAUGUGAUCUUUAGUUUCUUAACACGGAUGUCUAAACUGUUAUUUUGGAAUUCGACAUUCAGAAAUCAUGCAUCUUCAAUUGUUGUCCUUUCCAACCUGUGGCUUUAUUUCCAUCAUCUUUAAUUGUUGGUGCCUCCUCUAUGAAUUUCUCUGCAUAAGUUUACACUUCUUGUCCAAAUAAUAAUUUACUGGAAACAUUUGAAGGAUGCUUUUUUUUUCCUUUUGUGAAAUAUCUAAAGAAUUUGUGUUGCAGUGUACAGACAUUAAUAAACACUGGAAAUGA